Messenger RNA from Carica papaya (papaya), 1562 nucleotides. RefSeq names its product thioredoxin-like 1-2, chloroplastic. Lineage: Eukaryota; Viridiplantae; Streptophyta; Magnoliopsida; Brassicales; Caricaceae. Gene Ontology annotation, biological process: cell redox homeostasis. The record is from RefSeq and is a predicted model, not a curated record. Gene Ontology annotation, cellular component: chloroplast.
AAUAAAUCCAAAUUCAACUUGUCUGUUCUUCUUCCUUGCACCUUUCAAACCCACCCUUAAAUUUUCCUCUUUUCUCCCUUUAAUCAACCAGUUACCUCUCAAAUUCAAACCCUUGAACUGGCUAUUGACUUUCUCUUCAUUAAAUUUUUAAUCUUUGAUCCAAUAAAUCAGUAAAUCUUCCUCUUUUCUGAUUUAACCCACCAACCAUCCCUCAACAUCAAAUCUUUUUGUUCAACAUCUUCAACUGGGUCUCGGUUUAAGUUCUUGUAACUUGUGAAAGGAGGGUUUUUUUUUUUUUUUUUCUUCUUACCGAGCAUUAAGUUUGAUUCAGCAGAUUCUGAUUUUGAUCAGCUAGGAUUUUUGGUGUUUGAAAUAGCCAUGGCUUGCUUGUACAGAAAUGCCAUAAAUUUUAUUGGAGGAUUGAAUGAGACAGCCAGAACACAAGGGGUAAUUGGUUUGUGCAAACCUUCAGUUUUGUCACAACCUAGGGAGUUCAAAUCAACAGGCCUUCAAGUUUCUAGAGUUGAUUUUAUGGGCAAAUCAUUGGAUCAGAUUGAUUCUGGAGAUUGGACUUCCAAAUCACCAAACAAGUUCUACAUUCAUGCACAAACCAAAAUGAUUGUAAGCAGAGCUAUGAAAUGGUGGGACAAGAACCUAAAACCCAACAUGGUGGACAUUCAUUCUGCACAAGAACUUGUUGAUUCUUUGAAAAAUGCUGGUGAUAGAUUGGUUAUAAUUGAUUUCUAUUCACCUGGUUGUGGAGGCUGCAGAGCUCUUCAUCCCAAGACUUGUCAGUUGGCUGAAUCAUACCCAGAUGCAAUUUUUCUAAAAGUUAACUAUGAAGAGCUCAACACCAUGUGUCAUAGUCUGAACAUUCAUGUUCUUCCAUUCUUCAGGUUCUAUAGAGGCGCUGAAGGACGACUAUGCAGCUUUAGCUGCACUAAUGCAACUAUCAAAAAGUUCAAAGAUGCAUUGAGAAAGCAUGGUGCUGAUAGAUGUAGUCUUGGUCCAGCAAAAGGUUUGGAUGAAUCUGAGCUAAUAAAAUUAGCCUCUGUUGGCGAGUUGGUAUCAACUAAUUUACAGAUUCAAUCUACCAAGAAAGAGAUAAUGAAAGAUUUGUUUAUACAAAGCAUAGAUUUGUCACAUGUUUUGACCAGAGCAGGAGAAAACAAGAUGGAGCUUAAAGAAGAUAAUGUUCUUCAAAAUAAGCUAAUUGGGUUUUGAUUAGUAGAUUGAUGGAUCAAAAAGGUGUUUCUGAUCUUGGCUAGUUGUAUAUACCGGCCAGUUAGGUUGCCUCAGGCUUCUCCUUUUUUUGCAUUGAGCCUGCCGAUUUGGUUGAUUUUUUUUUUUUUUUUUGUGUUGUCAUUGUUGUCGUGGAAGUAAAAUUGGUUGAUCUUGUUAAUCUCUUCAAUUCUCUUGUCUAAUAUUCCCAUUAGAUUCAGUAAGAUUCUUGAUUUUCUUGGGCAGUAAUUGAAGAAUGGUUUGCUAGUUUGUUUUUGUUCUUCUUCCUUUUUUUUUUUUUUUUUGGUUUUUUCAGAGAAGUAAAGUUGGUAGAUCUUGAU